Molecule: messenger RNA, 1743 nt
Organism: Aspergillus saccharolyticus JOP 1030-1
Lineage: Eukaryota; Fungi; Ascomycota; Eurotiomycetes; Eurotiales; Aspergillaceae
Product: phosphatidylinositol-specific phospholipase C
Exons: 2
Coding region: 148-1581 (477 amino acids)
Biological process (GO): lipid metabolic process
Molecular function (GO): phosphoric diester hydrolase activity
Source: RefSeq, a predicted model, not a curated record
UGAUACCUAGGGAUUCGUAUUUCUUGACUCAACUUUCUCUCUUUGUGUGCCACUGAGUGACUCGUCUCAAUUACCUUGGUGCAGUCACAUCCCCCCCCCCAAUAUCGAGCGCCAUCUCACCACGCUUGAGCGACUACACACGGCAAGAUGGUCGCCGAACGCCUCACCAUCCGCAAUGUCACAUCCACACCCAUCCUACUCAAGCGCAUCGAGCGUUUUCGCGCCCCGGAGCGCUCCUUCGACGGGGUGCAAACCUUCGCAAAGAAUUUCACCCGCGUGCUGACCAACGUCACCCGCGCCACCACUCCCGUCGCCGCCAUCCACGAUGACACCACCCCGUUCACGCACAAUGAGGCCGACUUCGAGAUCGCGCCCUUCGAAACGGUCAGAACCGAAAUCCGCGCGUUCCUGGAGUCAAAAAGGGAACGACUGCGCUGGAUCUUCGAGGUUGAGGGCGAGGAGCACCAGCUGCAGACCCCCGUGCCGACCACCGAGUCAGCCACCAUGAAGGCGAUGAGCGACAACCCCAAAUUCCGCCUGACGGGCAUCUUCAUCACUCCAGAAUCACAUCUGACCAUCUUCUCAUCCGCACACCUCGAAGCCUGGAUGCGCGAACUGGACGGCGACGUGCUGCUCUCCUCCCUCUCCAUCCCGGGCACUCACAACUCGCCGACCUGCCAUGUCGCGGCGCCCUCAGUGCGCUGUCAAGCCGUCAGUCCGCGCGAGCAGCUGCGCAACGGAGUGCGCUUCUUCGACAUCCGCGUCCAGCCACAAUACCCGGACGACCCCGCGAAAGACGAGCUCAUCCUGGUGCACAGCGUCUUCCCCAUCUCGUUAACCGGCAGCAAGUACUUCCGGGACCUGAUGCACGAAGUCGACGAGUUUUUGUCCGAGAACCCCUCGGAAACAGUGAUCAUCUCGCUGAAGCGGGAAGGGCCCGGCACUCACACCGACGAGCAGCUCAGCCGGAUUCUUAGCGACCACUACACCACCCUACAAAGCAGGUGGUACACCGACCCGAAAAUCCCCACCCUCGGCGAGGCCCGCGGCAAGGUCGUGCUGCUGCGCCGCUUCAACAUUCAAGACAGCCUCAAGGAGCUCCACGACGGCCACGGCUGGGGCAUCGACGCCAGCGGCUGGGCCGACAACUGCGCCGACGCCACCUGCCCCAGCGGCCAGCUCUGCAUCCAGGACUUCUACGAGGUCCUGUUGACCCAAAACAUCGACCAGAAGAUUCAGUACGUCCGCGACCAGUGCCAGCGCGCCAGCGGCACCUGCUAUCCGUUCGGCGUGCUGCCCGAUGCCGCCGCCACUCGCGAGCACCCUUUCUACAUUAAUUUCCUGAGCGCGAGUAACUUCUGGAAGGUUGGCACGUGGCCGGAGAAGAUCGCCGCCAAGGUCAAUCCGGCUAUGGUUGACUAUCUGUGUCGGAGGCAUGGGACUGGGGAUGGGGAUUGGUCUACGGGGAUCAUGGUGACAGAUUGGGUGGGGUUGGAUGGGGAUUGGGACCUGGUGCGGUGUAUCGUGGGAAUGAAUGCCCGGCUGAGGGAGAGGCGGUUGGCACAUGUGGAUGAUUGGUAGGAUGGGAGGGAAUCUUCGCGAGAAUGCAGCAAAACAAGCGCGUCACGACGGCUAGAAAGCCAAUUCACUAUGCCGCAAUCUCCACACAAAAAGUGACACCAUACCUCGAAGGGCAAUGCGACUAACACCCACGUAACACAACAGAUAUAUUCAAGAAAGGAA